Messenger RNA from Effrenium voratum, 1204 nucleotides. NCBI's taxonomy places the organism in Eukaryota, Dinophyceae, Suessiales, Symbiodiniaceae. The record is from the annotation of a GenBank genome assembly.
GUGUGUGUGUGUGCCAUCCCUUGGUCCGAAGCCAUGCAAGCAGUCUGUGGCUGUGUCCUCUGAUGCUGGGUGUCGCAGCUGCGCUGGGCAUCCAGGGCGUAGAGGGCGUGCAGAGUUUGCAGAGCGUGCAUGCGCCGCAUGUGCUACAUGUUCCAUCUUUUGCUCUUGCUGCAGCUUUGCGCGCUUCCUUACACAUGGGCUCGCGAGGGCAGCGCUUGCUUGAUGGACGCAGAAUCUGAGAUUAAACGAGCGCCUGACAAGGCUGAGAUGUUUGUGACUACUUCUCACGUCUUCAAACGGCACUUGGCUCAGUAUUUUUGUGCGAUCAGCGGAAAUCUGACUGUGCUGGAGUUGGGCAUAUACCAUGGCCACACAACAGCAGUCCUCGCGGCCAUGUUUAGGCGCGUCAUAUCAGUAGAUGUCGAAAAGACAUACUUAGAUGCAGCUGCCGCACACACCAACGGCUUGACAAAUGUAGUGUUCUUGCGUCUUAAUUUGAUGGUGGACGAUUGGCAAGCUUUCACAAGUAAUAGUGUGGAUGUUGUUGUCAUUGAUGCAAACCACAAGUACGAGUACGUCCGUGCAGAUGCGCACAACGCUCUGCGGUACUUCCCCAGCUUGAAGUUCUUGGUCUUCGACGACUUCGGCCAUGAAAAGGGAGUUCAAGAGACCGUGAGUGAAUUGGAGGAUGUUGGGGUUCUCGUGGAAUGCCAGGGUCUUGGUCAAGGAUGGGAUGGCUCUGCUUGGAAGUUUCUGGACUGGGACGAGAGGACAGGCAAGACCUUCUGGAGUUGGACGAAUAAAUCCGAAGGCCGCGUUUGCAAGCGUGGUGAGGCAGCCCUGGGUAUGGACAAGACCUUUCUAAACCAGCGAUUUUACAUCUACAGGCAGCCCCUGUCCCAACUUUGCAGCGUGGGUCUGUUCCGUUUUCUACCGGAUGGAAGGCUGCUCAGCUCGCCAUGGGGCAGUGGCGAGUGGACAAUCAGCCAGACCUCACAAGAUCGCUACGCCCUGCUGCAAUUGCCCGAGAUGUCGCCAAGUCCGGUGGAGAUAUUCUUCAAUUCCCGACGCACCGCAUUUGUUUUAUCGGAGCUGGAUGCUCCAACCUCCAGGUCGGAAUGGUUUGGAAUUCGUGAUGAUCUGGUACACCAGCCCUUCGAAGUGGCAGGGAAUCACUUCCAUGACUGAGGGCUCCAAGACAAAA